Messenger RNA from Lytechinus pictus (painted urchin), 2124 nucleotides. RefSeq lists its product as uncharacterized. NCBI's taxonomy places the organism in Eukaryota, Metazoa, Echinodermata, Echinoidea, Temnopleuroida, Toxopneustidae. The coding region runs from base 351 to 671 and encodes 106 amino acids. The record is from RefSeq and is a predicted model, not a curated record. The transcript is spliced from 4 exons.
AGAACGUUUUUGGUUUUCAUCGUGAUCAGCCAUAUUCUUAUAUUUCUCCUAGGACAUAAAACAAAAAAUAAAUACUCUGUGAAUACGUUUAUAAUUGUUAUCCUAUUCAUGCUUACAGGAUUUCUCAGUGAAUUUCAGUAUGUUAUCCUGAAAUAGAUCAAUAUUUUCUUGGAGGAAAUACUUAUCGAUAAUCUUCGACGAAUUUCAAGCAGAAAAGAGCAGAUUAAAACUGACUUUGCAUUAUCUUAGAAACACCUGUCUCCUCCUCUUAUAAACAAUUCAAUUUACAAUUCUUGGUCAUUUUGGCCGAGUAGCAGCAAUUGCCAGUAAUACCUCCUGAAUAUAGCAAGAUGGCUAGAUUUUAUGCAGAAAUAGUGACGAUGUUUUUUCUACUUGUGUUUGUUUUCAGGAUUGCCAGUGGAACAAGUUGUGGACAGUGUCGGAAUGACGUCAGCUUCCAGUCAAGACCAGGUUGUUAUCAUUGUUUGCAGAGCAUGGAAUCAUUAAUUAAACGAAACCAACCAUUGCCGUCUCUACGAGACAUCUUGGAUUCAAUACAACGUCAACAGCAAAAUAAGCCAGUCUUAACAUCAAUUGAUAAACAAGAGUUUGUCAACUCGAUUCUCCGUGUCUUUCAAGAUGACUCUUUAGACUACAUCCAGCAGUCAUGAUCUGAGUUAAAAUGUUCCCCUAAAAGAACAGAAACCAGAGGGAUUUGAAAAACACACCGUGAAAGACUGAGUUCUUGCAGGCAUAUUCGUUAUUGAUUUAGCAAAGCAUACAGAUACUAUCCAUUUACAGGAUUUUAUCAUCUAUAUAGUUGUCCAAACAAACCCUCAAUCCGAUUUAUUUUAUUUUUCUCUUUUUUAUGUUUCUCUUUCUGACUUUUUCCAAUUGAAGAUGUACUGUACAUGUAUAUAAUAAUAUAAUAACCUAUUCUGCCUCUUCUGUGGACAGUUCCUGUAUAAUUAUGUCGAGAUAGAUAACAACGUCGAUUUUAUAAAAGGCUAACAGAGAUCAUUUAACUUUUGGAAAGAGGAAGAAAUAAAGAUUUUAAGACUACUAAUUUCGUUAAGUUUUUGUUAAAGAUUCGUCAGUAGUCUUUACUCAUUUCUUUUUUAUUAGUACGAAGUAGGGGUAACUUAAUCAUUUUAGUGCAAGGAAUGAUUUGUGGAAAAUGUAUAUAUAAAUUACGUUCAAUGUUGCAAAUGAUUAAAUUUUCAGUGCAUUCAUUACCAUGGUACCUUUUUAAAAGAACGAGCAAGAAACAGUAAAGAUGAUUUUCAUAACAAAUAUAAGGGGUAACAUGAUUUUUCUCAUAAGAUAAUUGUCUCAGCCUCAGUUUUUUAAACAUACAAUGUGUAGGUCAUAUCAGGUUAUGAUGAUUUUUGUGAGGGUUUUGUGGGGGUUAUUUUAGUCAGAAUUAUGUAAUCAUGUAUUCUCAUUUCUUGUUAAACUAUGUAAUAUGUCUCUUGUUUUGAUUGGUUUAAAUAAACUUGAACUUGAAUAAGAAUUAAUUUGACUUCAGAUGGCAUAAACAGAGUUUCCUAAGCGAGUAACAAUAGGAGCAACAAACCGUUUCAUUCCUUCCUACAUCCACCUUAUCAGUUUUUCAUACCUUAAUUCUGCGAUUGUAAGUCAAAUUAGAAAACAAAUAUUCUAAUCGCAUUUUAUUUUUUUUAUUGAUAUUUGAAGUUUACAUAGAAUAAUUCAAAUUUUGUACAAAAUAUAACAAGAUGUAACUAUCACGCUCAUAAGGGGGGUUGACUAUGGUACUUUCUUAACAUCAAAAUAAAAUACUUGGUUAUUGAUUUAUUUUUUAAGUUUCCGUUGACAUUAGGAAGUGUAUUUUUUAAAUGCUCUCACAUUUCAGAGUACUGCUUUGUUUAAAAAAAAAACCCGUGAUUUUAAUUUUGCUUUUUUACAGUGUCCUCAAGUCAUGUGUAGGAUAUGUCAAUGGCCAAGUUGUCAGCCAAAGUGAUUACCCCUGAAGACCCGUUUAAUGUACUAAUGUGCUCUGUUUUGAGAGAAAAAAAUAAACUUCUGCCCUAUUUCUUCAUAUAUAGUUGAUUUAGAUUGUAUUAGAUUUUACAAGCAGUGAAUUAAAUAAUGGAAAAUCAGUCU